GUUUAUAUUAAAAAGUCUAUUGCUACUUGAAUUAUCCUGGUCCGGGCAACGUUUUUUAAUUCCUCCCCUUAAAAAAACACCAACACGACGCAACGCCAGAAAAUAUACUGCAGAAGGGGGGAAGGGAGAAUCGUUAGAGGUCAGCCAGCAAUUCGCGAUCGUCGCUAGGUGGUGAUUGGUUAGGUGGUUCAGGGUACACCCCCUGUUUUGUUAUGUCUUUUGUGGGCAACGCUUUUACGAACUACGAUCGAACGGCGCAAACAUCAGGAGCGCCCCCAAUGGCGUAUUCGCAUACCGAGGAAGCUGGGGAGGAGAAAGGGACGACAGCUGCAUCUCACAUCUCACACAACGAGGUGGAGAAGGAUGACACCGUCGGCUCUAGCAAUGCCACUCAGGUAGAGGAUGAUUCCGAGCUGGAACGACGCGAGUCCAUCGUGCAUGAACUGGCUCGCAGGUACACCACCCAGUCCAAUGCGACUGGAGUCACCGGACGGAACCCGUACUUGGACGACGGGGAAAACUCCCCGCUCAACCCUCACUCGCCUAACUUCAACCCGCGCGCCUGGGCUAAGGCCGUCGUCAAUGUGGCCGAUCGCGAAGGCCAGCAUUUCCGAACCGCCGGGGUUUGCUUCCAGAACCUCAACGUCCAUGGCUUCGGAGCUGCCACCGAUUACCAGAAGGAUGUCGCCAAUAUCUGGCUGGAGACGGCUGGGCUCGUCCGCAAGGCCAUGGGAAAGGGCCAGACUAAGAUUGACAUUCUUCAGAAUUUUGACGGUGUAGUUCAAAAGGGUGAGAUGAUGGUCGUGCUAGGUCCUCCGGGGUCCGGCUGCUCGACAUUCUUGAAGACGAUUGCAGGUGAGACGAAUGGUAUUUAUGUCGAGAAUGGUUCUUAUUUCAACUACCAAGGUCUAACUGCCGAGGAGAUGCAUAGUCAUCACCGUGGAGAGGCCAUCUACACGGCCGAAGUCGAUGUCCACUUCCCCAUGUUAACGGUUGGGGAUACGUUGACGUUUGCCGCCCAAGCCAGGGCUCCGCGUCACCUUCCUCCUGGCGUCGACAAGAAGACCUAUGCUACCCAUCUCAGAGACGUCACCAUGGCCAUGUUUGGUAUCUCCCAUACAGUGAACACGCGCGUCGGCAACGAAUACGUGCGUGGUGUGUCCGGAGGUGAACGAAAACGUGUAACCAUCUCCGAGGCCGCCUUGAGCCGUGCUCCUCUCCAGUGUUGGGACAACAGUACCAGGGGUUUGGAUAGCGCCAACGCCGUGGAGUUCUGUAGGACGCUUCGUACUCAGACGGAACUUUUCGGGACCACCGCGUGUGUCUCGAUUUACCAAGCGCCACAGACGGCCUACGACUUCUUCGACAAGGCCCUCGUCUUAUAUGAGGGUCGCCAGAUCUUCUUUGGCCGAGCUAACGAAGCAAAGCAAUAUUUCAUAAACCUAGGAUUCGAGUGCCCCGCUCGCCAAACCACCCCUGAUUUCUUGACUUCGAUGACGAGCCCGAUUGAACGCGUCGUCCGGCCCGGUUUUGAAGGCAGGGUCCCGCGAACCCCCGACGAAUUUGCGUCCGCCUGGAAGAACAGCGCCGAGUACGUCGCGCUCCAGGCCGAAAUUGAACAGUAUAAGACGGAGCAUCCGCUCAACGGCCCGGACGCCGAAGUAUUUCGUGCUUCGAGAAGGGCACAGCAGGCUGGAUCGCAACGGCCACAAUCGCCCUACACCUUAUCUUACUUUCAACAAAUUCAACUGUGUCUCUGGCGGGGCUGGCAACGACUGAUAGGAGAUCCGAGCUUGACGCUUGGUUCGUUAGCAGGAAAUUUCGUUAUGUCUCUGAUCAUCGGAAGUGUGUUCUACAACCUCCAAAACUAUUCCUCGAGCUUCUAUCAACGGGGCGCCUUGUUGUUCUUCGCCUGUCUAUCGAAUGCCUUCUCCAGUGCCUUGGAAAUUCUCACGCUCUACUCGCAACGACCGAUUGUCGAAAAGCAUAGUCGAUAUGCCCUCUAUCAUCCAUCGGCUGAGGCCGUCGCCUCCAUGCUCGUAGACAUGCCGUACAAGAUCGCCAACUCUAUCAUAUUCAACCUCAGUCUCUACUUCAUGACGAAUUUACGACGUGAACCCGGGGCUUUCUUCUUCUUUUUACUCAUCACGUUCGUCACGGUCAUGGUAAUGAGUAUGAUUUUCCGAACCAUCGCAUCUGCUUCUCGUACCCUCUCGCAAGCUAUGGUGCCGGCUGCCCUUUUGAUUCUCGACCUAGUUAUCUUCACCGGCUUCGUCAUUCCUAUCGACUAUAUGCUGGGCUGGUGCCGCUGGUUGAACUAUCUGGAUCCUCUCGCCUACGCAUUCGAAUCACUCAUGGUGAAUGAAUUCCACAACCGUGAGUUUGAGUGUGAUUCAUUCGUACCCAGUCCUGCGGUUCCCGGAUACGGGGAUGUCGGCCCCAUGAACCAUGCCUGCAGUCCUGCUGGAAGUGUGGCUGGAAGUUCCACCGUGAACGGCGAUGCGUAUAUCAAUAGCGCAUUCAGGUAUUAUAAUUCACAUCGGUGGCGAAACUUUGGUAUCUUGAUUGCGUUCAUGAUCGGCUUCCUGAUCACUUAUAUGAUCGCUGCGGAGCUCGUGUCCGAAAAGAAGUCGAAGGGAGAGGUACUGGUCUUCCGACGUGGUCACAAACCCGCCCAAUUCAAGGAGAAGAAAGGUGACGUCGAAGAAGGCGAAGGUCCGCGUGUUGGUCCUACUGUAACCAAUGCUAGUCGCGUCAAUGGUGACGGCAAGGAAGCCGGCGCUAUUCUGGAGCAGUCCAGUGUUUUCCAUUGGAAGGAUGUGUGUUACGACAUCAAGAUCAAGGGCGAGCCUCGACGUAUCCUCGAUCAUGUGGACGGCUGGGUAAAGCCUGGGACUUUGACAGCUCUAAUGGGUGUUUCCGGUGCUGGUAAGACGACUCUUCUGGACACGCUCGCUGACCGAAUCACCAUGGGCGUCAUUACCGGUGAGAUGCUUGUCGACGGCCAUCUCCGUGACAACUCCUUCCAGCGGAAGACGGGCUAUGUUCAACAGCAAGAUCUCCAUCUCUCGACCACCACCGUCCGCGAGGCUCUGAACUUCUCCGCUCUUCUCCGCCAGCCUGCCGACGUCCCUCGUGCCGAGAAGCUCGCCUAUGUCGACGAGGUGAUAAAGCUAUUGGAUAUGGAAGAGUACGCGGACGCAGUCGUCGGUGUUCUCGGUGAAGGCCUUAAUGUCGAACAGCGUAAACGUCUCACUAUUGGAGUUGAGCUUGCGGCGAAGCCUCCUCUACUACUCUUUGUCGACGAGCCUACUUCCGGUCUUGACUCUCAGACUUCCUGGGCCAUUCUGGAUCUCCUCGAGAAGCUCACGAAGAGCGGACAGGCCAUUCUUUGCACCAUCCACCAGCCCUCGGCCAUGUUGUUCCAGCGAUUUGAUCGCCUGCUUUUCCUCGCCAAAGGUGGCAGGACUGUCUACUUCGGCGAUAUCGGGGAGAACUCUAAGACGUUAACUAGCUAUUUCGAACGACAUGGUGCCCCUCCCUGCCCUCCCGAAGCCAACCCCGCGGAAUGGAUGCUGGAUGCUAUCGGGGCCGCGCCCGGUAGUGUGUCCGAUAUCGAUUGGUUCCAGACCUGGCGUGACAGCACCGAAUACGCCGAGGUGCAGGCCGAGCUACAGGCGUUGAAGGACGGCGCAUCGAGCCAUCCUCCUGCCGAGCACGAUCAGUCCUACCGUGAGCACGCCGCCGGCUUUUGGACCCAGCUCUGGGCUGUUACGUACCGUGUGUUCCAGCAGUACUGGCGAACGCCGUCGUACAUCUACUCCAAGGCUACUCUGUGUAUUUUGAUCGCUCUUUUCAUCGGCUUCGUCUUCUUCAGGGCCCCGAACACGAUCCAAGGUCUUCAGAACCAAAUGUUCGCCAUCUUCAACCUCUUGACUGUUUUCGGUCAGCUUGUUCAGCAGACGAUGCCUCAUUUUGUCAUCCAGCGGUCGUUAUACGAAGUCCGCGAGCGUCCCUCUAAAGUGUACGGCUGGAAGGUCUUCAUGUUGUCGCAGAUCAUCGUUGAGUUGCCUUGGAACACUCUCAUGGCCGUGUUCAUGUUCUUCUGCUGGUAUUACCCUGUCGGUCUCUACAACAACGCCACGGAGCUAGGUCAAACUACAGAGCGUGGUGCUCUUAUGUUCCUGCUCUUCUGGGCCUUUAUGCUGUUCACGUCGACAUUCACCGACAUGAUCAUCGCAGGUUUCGAGACCGCUGAGGGUGGUGGUAAUGUUGCCAACUUGCUCUUCAUGCUUUGCCUGAUCUUCUGCGGUGUCCUCGCCAGCCCAAGCACCUUCCCAAGAUUCUGGAUCUUCAUGUAUCGUGUCAGUCCGUUCACGUAUCUGGUGUCAGCUAUGUUAUCGGUGGCGCUCGCCAACACUCACGUGCAAUGCGCCGCCAACGAAUACGUGCACUUCGACCCCCCUGAGGGCAUGACCUGCUUCCAAUACCUCGACGUCUACAGGAACGCCACAGGCGGUUAUAUCGAAGCCGGCACUGAGAACCGCACUAGCGAUUGCAGUUACUGCACCGUUUACGAGACGAACACGUAUCUGGCCCAGGCCAACUCCUAUUACAGUGAACGAUGGCGCAACUUCGGUAUCUUCUGGGCCUACAUUGUAUUCAAUGUCUUCGGUGCCCUGCUCUUUUACUGGCUCGCUCGUGUUCCCAAGGGCAAGAAGAAGGAAGAGAAGUCUAAGAAAGAGUAAAAGCGAGAAAGGCGGUCAUGGUCUGUUGAGACCUCGCUGCAUAUUUCUCUUCACGAGUCCAUUUUGAUAUUCACAUUUACAUUCAUAUCCUGAUAGCUUUUCCUAAUUUAUACCGGUUAUAUCCGAUAUCACGACCCCUAUAUGUUGCGGCGGACGUUUCCCAUUUUAUUACAUCAUGUAAAAUUGCAUUGUACUGGGCGUUUUUUUUCUUUCUUUUUCUAGGAUGGCUAGACUAGAUCGACCGACAGUCGCUAUGAUUUUGUGGACAGGUCACAACGUGGUUGGGUAGUAUAUAGAUAGGAUAUUAGUCAAUAGAGGAACAGGCUCGGUAAAUUUGGUAUG
Annulohypoxylon truncatum is the source of this 5090-nucleotide messenger RNA. Its product is annotated as ABC-2 type transporter-domain-containing protein. Gene Ontology annotation, cellular component: membrane. The coding region runs from base 213 to 4748 and encodes 1511 amino acids. The record is from RefSeq and is a predicted model, not a curated record. NCBI's taxonomy places the organism in Eukaryota, Fungi, Ascomycota, Sordariomycetes, Xylariales, Hypoxylaceae. Gene Ontology annotation, biological process: transmembrane transport. The transcript is spliced from 4 exons. Gene Ontology annotation, molecular function: ABC-type transporter activity; ATP binding; ATP hydrolysis activity.